Molecule: messenger RNA, 2824 nt
Organism: Cyprinodon tularosa
Lineage: Eukaryota; Metazoa; Chordata; Actinopteri; Cyprinodontiformes; Cyprinodontidae
Gene: coq8aa
Product: coenzyme Q8A, genome duplicate a
Exons: 17
Coding region: 188-2380 (730 amino acids)
Biological process (GO): ubiquinone biosynthetic process
Cellular component (GO): extrinsic component of mitochondrial inner membrane
Molecular function (GO): kinase activity
Source: RefSeq, a predicted model, not a curated record
GAGCCCUGCAUAAACCAGGUUUAACACGUUCAUACAUAUAUCCCCUUCCUUUCUGCACAGCAAAGGAGAAACUAAUGACUCCAGGAAAAAGAAGUGAGAGCUCAGAGAGAAAUAAUCUGCGUGAAACGUUACUUUUGAUUGUGUCAGUAAGCGGCUCUGGCUGCAGCGGGAAGUUGGGAAACAGGGCAUGACCCAGUGUUUACAGACAGGCUGGAUUAAACAGGAGGAGCAGCAGGAAGACAAGAAGGAAUCCGUUCAGACAAACACGUUCAGCCAAAGGAACAACAUCCCCUCCUUAUCUCGGCUGUGCAACUCAAAGAAGGGGGCGGGUGCUUGGAGUCGCUCUCCGCUGCUGACCUCUGAUAGAUUUGGAAGGACUCUGCAGGACAGCAGCUGCCCCAUCAUGGCGGGUGAUAUGAUGAUGGUUAUGCGUGGUUUGGCUAAGUUAAGCCAGGCGGUGGCGGAGACCCAGAGCAACGCGCUGCGCAAUGGAACUGGAGUUGCAGGCGUUGGUGCUGCUGUCCAGAGUGUCCAAGCAGUCGCAGAGCAAAGUCUCUCAGUAGCCAUGAUGAAAAUACAGGAGCUGUCUGGCCAACAGCAAAGCGCAUCAGAGCCAGAGUUUGAUUUUCCUCAGGAUGAGACGUCGUACGCGGCAUCAGAGUUCAGGGAGGAGCACACAAACUUUACAGCUGAUCACUCAGGGACUGGCACUGAUGCACCAGCAGGAACUAGCACUAUCAAUGGGAAACAGUCAAUGUUUGAGGGAUAUAAGGAUCCUAGUAACCAGUUUAGUGGUCAAACCAGAUCCUACCACCAGGAUGCCAGGUAUUCCCUUGGACAUCAGCUGUAUAAUCACAGCCUGAACAGACAAUUGUCGCAAAAGGUCAUUUAUCAACAGCCUCAGUUUAGGAGCUACCAUCAGGACCAGUCCUCAGUGGGGGGGCUGACAGCUGAGGACAUAGAAAAAACCAGCCAGAGCAAAAGGGCUGACUCCAAGCCACACAAACAGAUGCUGAGUGAAAGAGCCAGAGAGAGGAAGGUUCCUGUGACCCGGCUCGGCAGAUUGGCCAACUUUGGAGGUCUGGCUGUAGGCUUAGGUAUUGGAGCCCUUGCAGAAGUCGCCAAGAAGACUAUGGGCAGGAACGGAGCUGCAGGUGAAAAUAAAAAAGCUGUUCUGGACUCCAGCCCUUUCCUGUCCGAGGCCAACGCCGAGCGCAUUGUCAGAACUUUGUGUAAAGUCAGAGGAGCCGCUUUGAAACUCGGACAAGCUCUAAGCAUUCAAGACGAUGCAUUUAUCAAUCCUCAACUAGCCAAGAUCUUUGAACGUGUCAGGCAGAGCGCUGAUUUCAUGCCGAUAAAGCAGAUGACAAAGGCGCUGAACAGCGACUUUGGUCCAAACUGGAGGGACAAGCUGGAAUCGUUCGAGGAUCGCCCGUUUGCAGCCGCCUCCAUCGGCCAGGUGCACCUGGCGAGGAUGAAGGAUGGCAGGGAGGUGGCCAUGAAAAUACAGUAUCCUGGUGUGGCUCAGAGCAUCAACAGUGACGUCACAAACUUGAUGGCCGUGCUGAACAUGAGCAACGCUUUGCCUGAGGGUUUGUUUCCAGAGCAUCUGAUCGAUGUAAUGAGAAGGGAGUUGGCGCUGGAGUGCGACUACAUCCGAGAAGCUCAGUGUGCAAAGAAGUUCAGAGAGCUGCUGAAGGACGAUCCGUUCUUCUAUGUGCCGGAGGUGAUCGAAGAGCUUAGCAGCACCCACGUCCUGACCACUGAGCUUGUUCCUGGGUUUCCUCUGGACAAGGCUGAGAGCCUGUCGCAGGAGCUGAAGAAUGAGAUCUGCCAGAACAUCCUGUUGUUGUGCCUCAGAGAGCUGUUUGAGUUCAGGUACAUGCAGACGGAUCCAAACUGGUCCAACUUCUUCUACGACCCAAACACGCACAGGGUGGCGCUGUUGGACUUUGGUGCUACCAGAGGUUUUGAUCAGAGCUUCACAGAUGUCUACGUAGAGAUUAUCCAUGCAGCCGCUGAGGGCAACAGAGAAGGAGUUCUGAAGAGAUCUAUUGACAUGAAGUUCCUGACAGGAUAUGAGUCUAAGGCAAUGAUAAAAGCCCACGUGGAUGCGGUGAUGAUCCUCGGCGAGGCCUUUGCGUCUCGUGAGACCUUCGACUUCGGCGCCCAGUCCACCACCGAGAGGAUCCACAACCUGAUCCCUGUGAUGCUGAAGCACCGGCUCACCCCUCCGCCGGAGGAGACGUACUCGCUGCACCGUAAGAUGGGCGGCUCCUUCCUCAUCUGCUCCCGGCUCAACGCCAAGCUGCAAUGUAAGGACAUGUUCCAGAAGGCCUACGAUAAGUACUGGGAGGGCCGCACGCCCCCUGCUGUCUGAGGCGGGCCGCUGGUGAUUUGAUAGACUCGUCCUGGGGCCAACAUCAAAGUGCCGAUUGUUGGGGAGAGAUGAACCGCACAGAGGAGGAUGUGUUACCUUACCUUGGAACACAAACCAUCCAGGUUUCAAGAAGCCAUUUUACUUUUUUAAAGGAACGUUUGAAGCGGGAGCCGCGGCUUUGUUACCUGCUAUAAUCAUGAUGGGCCCCAAAAAAAGAGCAGGAAUGUGGAAGUUGGAGUUAUCGCUCUGCUCUGCUAAUUUCAUUAUAAGUAUUUUUGCUUUUCUUGUUGUUGCUGUGUUUUAUUUUGUCGUUGAACUUAAAUACCAUCGACUCCGUCAGAAAAUGAUGGCAUUAAUACGACUUUGGCGGUUAUUUGGGCCUCAGUUCUGACCAAUGUGUCUGUUUCCCUAAGAAUGAUCGAUCUGACAGUCUGAAUAUAAGCA